Messenger RNA from Dendrobium catenatum, 1858 nucleotides. RefSeq lists its product as uncharacterized. The coding region runs from base 47 to 1426 and encodes 459 amino acids. Lineage: Eukaryota; Viridiplantae; Streptophyta; Magnoliopsida; Asparagales; Orchidaceae. Gene Ontology annotation, cellular component: membrane. The record is from RefSeq and is a predicted model, not a curated record. The transcript is spliced from 8 exons.
UCCCAGAGGCCAUAUCACUUCGCACAGUUUUCUACAGCGCCUUCGCAUGGCUUCUACUGGCCCUCCCACAUGGCGCUGGCCACCGAUCGAUGCCUCACGCCCCUCCCUCGGCAGUUCCUCCGUAUCGCUCUCUACCUUAUUCCUUCAUGAUCCGAUCAGGCGGUUCACGGUAGCGAGGCGGCUCCCUCGGUCUUCGACGCGCGAUCCUCCGCCGUCCAUCGAGCACCAAAAGAUCGAUGCCGAUCUCGAGUUCUUAUCCCCGGAAGUGGUCGAAAAGGGGUGGAAGCAGAGCAUGGGAGCUACACCAGUGGCGAGGGAAGCGGAGAUAUUUGCUCCGCUGAGCCGGAGGCAGAGGGCUAGGCUUCGCCUAAAUUCGAUCCAGAGGCGGCCGCUGUGGAAGAGGAUUGUUUUUGCAUCAAAGAAGGUUAGGAGCAUCAUACUGCUGAACGUGAUUACAGUGAUCUAUGCAAGUGAUAUUCCUGUCUUGAAAGAAGUUGAGCAACUUGUAGAUCCAGCACUUUUCACUGUAGUGCGCUUUGCUUUGACAGCAGUUCCUUUCCUUCCUUUCAUGUUAAAGGCACAUGGGGACUCCCAAACUCGGUCUGCAGGAAUGGAGUUAGGUUUUUGGGUAAGUUUGGGCUAUCUGAGUCAGGCCCUUGGACUACUCACAUCUGAAGCUGGACGUGCAUCCUUUAUUUCUGCCUUGACGAUAAUUGUUGUGCCAUUUAUUGAUGGCAUUUUUGGAGCAACCGUUCCAGCCAUGACUUGGUCUGGAGCACUUCUUUCUCUAGUGGGUGUUGCUAUGCUUGAAUAUGGCGGCUCUCCGUGUGUUGGUGAUAUUUUGAACUUAUUAAGUGCGGUCUUCUUCGGGAUUCAUAUUCUCAGGACCGAGCAAAUUUCAAGAAGCACUAAGAAAACGAAGUUCUUGGCUCUUCUUGGAUACGAGAUUUUUGUUGUGGCCUUGUCCUCUGCAAUCUGGUUUAUAUUUCAAAAGUAUUUAAUCGAUGGGGAGGGCGUAAGCCUUGGAUCGUGUACUUGGUCUUAUUUAUGGGAUUCGAUUAUUUCAUUUCCUUGGAUUCCUGCUAUGUAUACAGGCAUAUUCUCUGCUGGUUUGUGCUUGCUAGUAGAGAUGAAUGCUAUGUGUGAUGUAUCAGCUACUGAAACUGCAAUAAUUUAUGGACUUGAACCAGUAUGGGGUUCUGCCUUUGCAUGGUUUUGUCUUGGUGAGAGAUGGGGUACCUCUACAUGGAUUGGAGCUUUCCUUGUAAUCUGCGGAAGUUUAGCAGUGCAGAUCCUUGGAGAGACUGGUAAAAGUGGAAGUAAUAUGGAACGAUCCAAUGAGCAAAAGGAUUUCUCCCUCUCAACGGUUCCUGUAAAUACUAGAAAGAAUGAUUCACACCUCUUUAGAAAACAGGAUAAAUUAUGAUGGGACUGCGGAAAACUAGGCUGGAACAAAUGGAAACAGAGUUCAGGACCAGUAUUAUCUCUUUGAGUCCUUAACUAACGGAAUGAGGAUCAAUACAGUAAAUGUAGUUCAUAUACAUAUAUGAGACUAAUAGAAGAUUACAAAGCCUAGCAUAUCUGAAGGUAGCUCUGUGAAACUACUGUAGGCUUCUUGGCUUCAGAAGGAAACAUGUAGCAGCAGUUGAACACGUAAUAUUAUGGAUGGGAAACAUUAAGCAACCUAGCGUGAUGCUUACAUUAGGGAUACAGUUCUUUCUAAAGCAUCAGCAGAGUUCUGACCAGAUUCUCACUUUUAGGGAAGUGCUUCUCUUCUGUGUAAUGGAAAGACCUCACAAGUAUAUAAUGAUAUACAUGACACUUGAUUAUAGUGUAAUUACAGUUUAGAAGUUUGUUA